AUGUACAAGUGGAAGUCUGCUGUGUACAAGUGUACGUCUGCUAUGUACAAGUGGACGUCUGCUAUGUACAAGUGGAGGUCUGCUAUGUACAAGUGGACGUCUGCUAUGUACAAGUGGAAGUCUGCUGUGUACAAGUGGAAGUCUGCUGUGUGCAGGUUCACGUCAGCUGUGUACAAGUGGACGUCUGCUGUGUACAAGUGCACGUCUGCUAUGUACAAGUGGAAGUCUGCUGUGUACAAGUGGAAGACUGCUGUGUGCAGGUUCACGUCUGCUGUGUACAAGUGGACGUCUGCUGUGUUCAAGUGCACGUCUGCUGUGUACAAGUGGAAGUCUGCUGUGUGCAGGUGCACGUCUGCUGUGUACACCAAGGCACCAACGCUCAGAAAUACCGACUGUGUGUCUACCAACCUGCACAACCAGGAAGUACGAUAUAAAUAG
Messenger RNA from Haliotis rufescens (red abalone), 438 nucleotides. RefSeq lists its product as uncharacterized. The record is from RefSeq and is a predicted model, not a curated record. Bases 1 to 438 code for a protein of 145 amino acids. The transcript has a single exon. NCBI's taxonomy places the organism in Eukaryota, Metazoa, Mollusca, Gastropoda, Lepetellida, Haliotidae.